This is a messenger RNA of Funneliformis caledonium, 233 nucleotides long. NCBI's taxonomy places the organism in Eukaryota, Fungi, Glomeromycota, Glomeromycetes, Glomerales, Glomeraceae. The record is from the annotation of a GenBank genome assembly.
AUGAAGAAAGUAAAAGAAAAAGGUUGAAACUUUCCAAUAAUGAUAAUAACGAAUUGCAAUCUUAUUGUGAUUUUGAAGUUCAAGUAUCUUUAUUAGAUCCAGAAUAUGAAAAUAAAAUUAAUGAAUUAACGCGUCUUAAUAAGCAAUUACUAUCUGAAAAUGAAAUACCAAAAACAAAGUUAGAUAGCCGAUUUGCUAAUCAAGAAGAUCAUGCUGAAAGUGCUGGUCUAUGA